AUGUUCAAAAUAUGUGGCUUGUUUGUUGUUUUAAUGUUAAUACCGAUUGUAAUAUCACAAGAGCCUGAAGAAGAAUAUAAAGGAAAAGCUUUAGGAAAAUUUAAUGCAUAUCACCACCAAGUAUCUGGAGAAGUUCACGCCGUCGAUGAAUACACAUUACUUCUAACCUCAUUCAAUUACGACGGAAAUGGCGCUGACGCAUUCUUCUGGGCUGGUGCGUCAAAUCGUCCUGGCCCGCAAGGAUUUAUUGUUCCGGAUGAGUGGGGAAAAACUAAUAUAUUAGAUCGUUACUUCAACAAAGACUUCACAUUAACAUUACCGGACAAUAAAAAAAUAACAGAUAUCAAAUGGCUUGCCGUUUAUGAUAUUGGGUCGCAGAAUACAUUUGGUGAUGUAUAUAUUCCCGAAGAAUUCGAGCCACCGGCACCGCAGAAGAUUUCUCAACUAUCGCGAAGAUCACACGGAGUGACCUCAGACCCGAUUGUCAUCUUAGACGCAAAAACAAUUAGCAUUCCGCGGUUCCAGUACGAUGGCAAAGGUAAUGAUACGUACUUUUGGGUUGGUUCCGGUGCCCAACCCUCUAGCAAAGGUGUCAAAGUACCUGAUGACUAUGGAUAUUUAGAUUCACUGAGAGAAUACAAAGGCGAAGAUAUAAUCAUUCAACUUCCCGGUGAAAUGACCGUCUUUCAGAUAAAUUGGCUGAGUAUUUUUGACCUCAGCACGAGAAGUAAUUAUGGGUCUGUGAUAAUUCCUGAAGGAUUGAACGUUCCACCUUCUUUGGUCAAGGCUAUUAAAACAAUGUCGACAUUGCCAAAUUGUGUGCAGUUGCAUAAAAAUUAUCAGGUUAGCUGGGAAAUAUUUGGACCACAAAUAACGAUUCAAUUAUCCGGUCAAAUUGGCGAUGAUGAGUACAUGGGAUUCGGAUUAUCUGGAUCUGAAGAGAAAAGUCAAAUGGAAGGUGCUGAUGUCACUAUUGCUUACAUGGAUGAUGUACGUGGGUAUGCAACUGAUUACAAUAUUACUUCAAAAGCGCCUUGUGGUAAGACGCUAGGUCAAUACAAGGGCGUGUGUAAAGACGAGCUAGUCGGAGGUACCGAAAGCAAUCAAUUUUACACCGCAGUAAAGGAAAAUGGAAUAACCACAAUUACUUAUCGUCGCAAUCUUAUUUCUCCUGACUCUGGGGACAAGCCAUAUCCAACGGACCGUCCAGUUUACGUGGUCUGGUCUCUAGGUCGUUUAGACGAAAACAAAGAGCCUAAUUUCCAUGAUUAUUAUCCUAAAACCAGUUUGAAACUUGAAUUGAAUCGAGCUGAGCCGGAGAAUACAUGCUCUGACUUUACGGAGCUUAAUAAAAAAUAUACAGAGCCUUGGGAGAAGUUUGACAUAUUUGACCGGAGUAUCAGAUCAUUCAAGGCAACGAUAGGACCUUCUGGAGGAAAAAAAGGGUACCAAGGAAUGACUGGUCUGACUUCCAUGGGCUACGUCUGGUACUUGAAUGGGCUAAUGUCGCCAGAAAUUUAUUUACGUCGCGGGCUGACCUACAGCUUCCGAGUCUACGGUGGAAAUAAUCCUCACAGUCCUAACUUUUAUCAUCCGUUUAUUAUCACUGAUGAGAUUCACGGCGGGUAUGACAGACUUUCUGAUGUAGCGCAAGCACAGGUUCGAGUACUUGCUGGUGUUGAAUUUACUAGACGUGGUAGGCCCAGGCCGACUGCCGUAGGUCCGCUUUGUCUGAGUAAACACGGGGAACGUGACCGAAGGCUCGAUGAUGAUUUUUUGAGCUUCCAAAAAUUCAAUCGAACUUUAAUUCACGUCUGCGAACCAGGUGACGGUGGAAUACUAGAAGUAACUCCAAAUUCAAGUUGGCCUGACACUGUUUACUAUCACUCGUUCACCCACGCGAAUAUGGGCUGGAAGAUUCACGUUGUAGACGCUUACAUCCGUAUAAGUGGGAGUAGCACCAUUGUCUUAACAUCUACCAGAUCGUUAUUAGUCAUUACACUUUUUAUACUAUUUUUUUGA
Cotesia congregata is the source of this 2022-nucleotide messenger RNA. NCBI's taxonomy places the organism in Eukaryota, Metazoa, Arthropoda, Insecta, Hymenoptera, Braconidae. The record is from the annotation of a GenBank genome assembly.